AUGGGAAAGAGGACCGCAGAGGGGCAGCGCAAGGACAAGGGCUUGACCACCCUGGAAAAGAGCCUGAUCUUCCUGUUUGUGCUCCUGACUGUUGUCUGCGUCGGACUCGUGGUGCUCUAUGUCCUCGAGAAGGAUGGAGGGUCCUCGGUGGAUUCCACGUGCAGCGGCACGCAGCAGCUGGCCGGUCUGUCGGGAGAGUUCGCCAGUGGGAAUUACCCCAGCAGCUACGACAACGGGCAGAGCUGCAGCUGGGACAUCACCGUCAAUCCAGAUAAGGUGAUCCACCUGUGGUUUGAGGACUUCUCUCUAGAGGAAUCCCUCUCGUGUUCAGCGGACUUUGUCUCGGUGAAAGACAGCCUGGGCAUUUUCGGAAAGUUUUGCGGCUACUCCAACCCCAAGCCUUUGGUAACUUUGGGAAACCACUUGGUGGUGUACUUUGACUCCAACGACCGAGGAACGGACAAAGGCUUCAAAGCCCGUUACAAGGCCGUCACCCCAGAUAGUACAGCAGAAAUAGUGGGAGCUGGGGGCUUCUUGGAGGGGGACCACGGAGAGCUGCAGACCCCCGGGUUCCCUGGGAAGAACUAUGAGAACGGUGCCGUUUACCAGUGGAGGGUCACUGUGCCUGCGGGGGAGAAGGUGAGGCUUUCGUUCUCCACCUUCGAUCUGGUGCCCGAUGCCUGCGGGGACUUCGUGGACGUGUUUGACGGCUACGGCGACGGCUCUGCUAGGCUGGGUCGGUUCUGCGGCGGCAAGGUGCCUGGCCCAGUUGUGUCCAGUGGCAACACCAUGACAGUACGGUUCACGACAGAUGGCACCCACACUGCCCAGGGCUUCCAUGGCAUCUACACUGUAGCUAGUGCCCCGCCUCCUACCACUGCCACGCCCACAAGCACGGCCCGCCCUACAUCUGCCGUUGCUACUUCCACACCCAACAUGUCCACAACACCACAGCCUUCCGAUUCGGGUUGUGCGUCAGACAGUGAGCAGAGCGGCCGGAAAGGGGUCAUUAGUUCCAAGGGUUUCCCGGAGCCUUACCCAGCCAACCUCGAGUGUGCGUGGACCAUCCGGGUCUCCCAGGGCCUGCUGGUUAAGUUGGAGGUGACCGACAUGGCCGUGGUGGGCGAGGCGGGUCAGUGCGGCGCUGACUAUCUACUGGUCUCCGACAGCCUGCAGUCCCUCGGGUCCCACUGUGGCUUCAUCCUCCCUCCAGUGCUCAUCAGCUCCAGUAAUGAGCUCUCGCUCAGCUUCCAGUCGGACGCGCGCCUCGCCGACCGCGGCUUCUCCGCUAAAUGGGAGGCCGUGUAUCCAGAGGACAUUGGCGAAAUCCAGGGGUGCGGUGGAGCAUCCCGAGAGACAACCGGGGUUAUAAAGUCCCAGAACUGGCCAGCGAAUUACCCCGGUAACAGCCAAUGCCUGUGGCGCAUCGAGGUGCCCCCAGGAGAGAAGAUCACCCUGAACUUCACGUACUUUGACGUCGAGGAGGCCAGCAUUCUGAUCGGCAGGUGCUACGAUGAGGUGGUUGUUUAUGAUGGUGCGACCCCAGGGGCCAAAAAGUACGGUCCGUAUUGUGGGUCCAAACUCCCUCCUAGCAUCCACACGACGGGAAACACCCUGCUGGUGCGCUUCCAUGCCGACUUCUUCACCGAAGCGAAGGGGUUCCGGGCCUAUUGGACGACAGACGCCUUGCGGCCUGAACCCACGGAGCCCCCGCCUCUUCCCAACCCCUGGGACAACAUCCCCAUCGACUGGCCCUCGACAUGCGGCAAACCUACGAUCGCUCCCGUGGUUGGAACCCGCAUCGUCAACGGGGAGCCGGCAAAGCCCCAUUCUUGGCCCUGGCAGGUCUCCAUGCAGGUUUGGCCCGCCAGCCAGCAGACCCCCAAAUUCUCCCACACGUGUGGCGGGACCCUCAUCCACAGAAACUGGGUGUUGACAGCAGCCCACUGCUUCAUCAGGUACGCAGACGAGCUGCAGCGCUGGCGGAUGUGUCUGGGCAAACAUAACCUGACCUUUGAGGAGCCUGGAGAAAAGUGCUUGGGCGUGAGGGGCAUCUACCGGCACGAAGGCUUCCGGUACCCACAGGUGCCCACUGUGGAGUUUGACAUUGCGUUGGUGCGUCUGGAUGGGGAGGUGGUCCCCAGCGACCACAUCGGCUACGCCUGCCUGCCGCCUUUGGAGGAGAUGCUGCCCAAGGACAAGAAGUGCUACGCCACCGGCUGGGGAGAUGAGACGGGUAACUCGAUGGCGCCGAAAGCGGCGGAAACCCUGAACCAGGUGGCCCUUCCGGUGAUCUCCUGCGAGACAUGCAAGAGGAUGGACUACUGGUGGUUCCAGGUGAAGCCGUCCAUGAUCUGCUGUGGCUACACCAAGCCGGACGAGCUGAAGUCUGUGUGCCAGGGCGACUCGGGAGGUCCUUUGGUCUGCCAAGACACCCCCGGCGGCCCCUGGGAAGUCCACGGCAUCACCAGCUUUGGACCCAUUGGCUGCAUCAUGGACAAGAAGCCCAGUGUCUUCACUCGCUCCUCCGCCUACAUCUCCUGGAUGGAGAACGUCAUCCGCAAGGACAUCUACGACCUGCACACAUCUGGAUGUGGGGGUCCCAUGGACUUGGUAGGUUCUGGAGGCAGCCUGUCCUCCAUGAACCAUCCUGGUUUCUAUAGCAACGGCGCACAAUGCCGGUGGAGCAUCCAGGGACCUGCUGGCAAGCUGGUCCACCUCCGCUUUGAGACCUUCUCCUUAGAGGACAGUCAGCUCUGCAUCAGCGACAAGGUCAACAUCUCCGACCAAAUAGGCAGCCUGGGAACUCACUGUGCCAGUGGCGUUCCUGCUGAUUUAGUGAGCACCGGCGAGACCCUGACACUCCAGUUUUCAUCCAACGGUCGGGUGGUGGACAUCGGUUUCCUGGUCACAUGGAGAGCCGUGGACCCUGUGGACAUCCCCGGUGUGGCUCAGUGUGGAGGUCACUUCACCGGCGAGCAUGGCGAGAUUGUGUCCCCCGGCUGGCCCACUGCCAACUACCCCCCCAGGCAGGUGUGCACCUGGCGCAUUGCGGUCCCUUCAGCCAAGAGCAUCUACAUCAGCUUCACCGACUUCCAGCUGCAGGCCAAGAACCUCCUGGGAGCGUGUGUGGACUACGUGGAGGUGUAUGAAGGAGAGGGUGCCGGCUGGACUCGGCUCGGGGCCUUCUGUGGGUCUCUGGUUCCGCCCACUCUGAAUAUCACUGGAAAUACAGCUGUGAUUCGCUUCAUCAGUAACCACGCAGGGCAAGAGAAGGGUUUCCAGGGCUACUGGACCACCGACCCCAGUGUGAUCCCCCAGCUCACGAAUCCUUGGGAUGAUAUCAGCGUCGACUGGCCAGCGACAUGCGGUGUGCCUGUCGUGCCCCCCAGGACCCCAGAAAGCAGGCUAUUGAACAGCGUGGAGGCAGAACCGCACUCCUGGCCCUGGCAGGUGUCCCUGCAGGGCCGUCUGUUCCCCACCAUGGCCUUCCAGCACGCGUGCGGGGGCUCCUUAAUUCACCAGGAGUGGAUUCUGACAGCAGCCUACUGCUUCACAGAGUGA
Molecule: messenger RNA, 3564 nt
Organism: Scleropages formosus (Asian bonytongue)
Lineage: Eukaryota; Metazoa; Chordata; Actinopteri; Osteoglossiformes; Osteoglossidae
Product: ovochymase-1
Exons: 22
Coding region: 1-3564 (1187 amino acids)
Biological process (GO): proteolysis
Molecular function (GO): serine-type endopeptidase activity
Source: RefSeq, a predicted model, not a curated record